This is a messenger RNA of Kwoniella botswanensis, 1524 nucleotides long. RefSeq lists its product as uncharacterized. The transcript has 12 exons. Gene Ontology annotation, molecular function: 2 iron, 2 sulfur cluster binding. NCBI's taxonomy places the organism in Eukaryota, Fungi, Basidiomycota, Tremellomycetes, Tremellales, Cryptococcaceae. The record is from RefSeq and is a predicted model, not a curated record. The coding region runs from base 1 to 1524 and encodes 507 amino acids.
AUGAACACCAUGAAACAAUUCAUACGGAUAUGCCCACUGAAAGCGACGUUCACACAUACCCGGUUCCACCUUUCCCUCCGAACCGUUGAUCCGCCUAUAAUAUACCAUCGAUUACUGUUAUUCAGAAUCAAUAAACCGGAAACCAACGAUGUAUCUGUAUCAUCAUCUGAAGCUGGACCAUCUUGGAAAGCUCCAGAGCUGUAUUGUAUGGAAGAGACAUGUCCUCAUUUGGGUGCACCACUAAGUCAUGCUGAGAUUGAGGACAUAGAAGAUACAAAAGCGAUUGUUUGCCCAUGGCAUCAAUAUGAUUUUGAUCUCAAAGACGGUUCGAGCUCUACCGGUUUACAAGCAUGUACCUACGAAGUGCAGGUGAAGGGUAUAGCAGAAGAUGCAGAAGUAUGGGUAGAAGCUCCUCAUCCCUCUCCAUCCGCUCCACAGCGGAAAUGGGAAUUGGUAGAAAUGAGAGGCGUGAGUGAGGAAUUCCUGGAUCCACCUAUUCCAUCUUUAUCUCGAUUAUCCCUUGCGGAAGAAAUCGAUCAUUCUUCCCGAACCUCUUUCCCCGAAUCAGCCGCGAUCUUACCCGACGAUCUACCAAACACCUUAUUGGGCUUUGCCCAUCUCAUUCUACGUACGAGCAAUCCAGAGUUAAAAUGUCUCCUAACUAGAGAAGCUGUUAUGAGACUGCGUGCCGGGAAAUUGAAGUCUAUCAGACCGACUGUCGGGGAGAUAAAGAGGGAGAGGGAAAAAGAAGGUGGAUUAUUAGAUGAGCCUCCGAGGGAGGUCGAGAUGAUCGCUCCUGGUAAAGCACCUAGGCGUGGAAAAGGUGGUUCCGAGAAAUCACGUAUAAUGAUGUUACACGCUCUAGCCAACAUUGAGCAAUACGCUAUCGACUUGGCGUGGGAUAUCAUAGCUAGAUUCGCAGAUUUCACAACCAACAAUGGUGAACGAUUACCUGUGGAGUAUUUCUCGGAUUGGGCGAAAGUUGCUGAGGAUGAGGCGAAGCAUUAUACCUUACUUGCUAGGAGGUUGGUGGAACUGGGAUCCUAUUUUGGUGCACAUACCGUCCACGCGGGAUUAUGGGAAUCAGCUACUCAAACUGCCGACUCACUCUCUGCUCGAAUAGCUAUCAUUCACCUGGUCGCCGAAGCGAGAGGGAUCGAUAUGAACCCUUUGACUUUGGCUAAACUCCAGGCGGCUGGUGAUAAGGAGAGUAGUAGGGUAUUGGAAAUCAUCCAUGCUGAUGAAAUUACGCACGUGACUACCGGACAUAGGUGGUUUACGUGGUUAUGCCAAAAACAAGGUGUGGACCCUAUAACUACCUUCCGAGCAGAAGUAUUCGCCAAUUUCAGAGGAAAGAUCAAAGGACCUUUCAAUGCUGCUGACAGGUUAAAAGCUGGUCUCACACCUGAUUUUUACGAAGAUCUAUCUGGAGGAUUAGGUAGUAACCUGCCAAUAACGGUUAAUGAGGAUGGAAAGGCGAAAGAACCAGAGGGCGACGAACAUAUACAUCCUAGAUUAACAUGA